AUGUCGACGCUAUAUCCUUGCGAUUCGCCUCUCAAGAUUCAAUGCUAUCUGUAUGACCUGGAAGAGGUUUUUGAAGUGGUAGACAUAUGGUUGAAGAGUACGCCCAUGACAUAUCCCCUGCACUCAGCCCUAAAAUCUGUCUGGAAUAUAGUUAACAAUGAACUUCAGGCCAUCAGAAAUCACCUGUUACCAUCCGGGCUCAUCAGUACCUCAGCCCUGGACAUGUAUUCUCAUUCGAACUAUAAGGAAAGAUCAUACCCAGACCUGAAUGGGACGAUGGACCAAGACCUGCAACACGUCAAGAAUCGCAAUCGGAAGCGUGGAUGGACACCUCAUGAGGAUGAUCGUGCGAUUGCCAGCAUUCCUCGCCGCUCUCCGCGUCUGUCUAAAUCCAUCAAAAAUCCCGUCGGCGUCACUAAAGUUGUAUUUCAGUCUCCUCUUCGCAUCUUCAAAACAAAAAGGCACAGGACGGCUUCGCCUCGAGACGUCUCUCCCUCUAGUCGAACCAACGAAAGUAAAGACCUGGAACAUACGACAAUGUCGUCAACGGUAGAGUCCGACCUUCCCAAGUCACAUUCGCGAGUUAUCUCAACCGAAAUGGCUUCCGUGAUUAAGGAGAUCCACAGACUUGACGCUGUCCCUUCAUCCAUCCCGAUCGGUUUAGCUUCAGACUACAUAGCUUCGAAGAUACAAUUUCCUUGUCAAUUUCCGCCCCCCACUGAUUACGCCAAAGGCGCGCUAUGGGAGCUUAUUGAUAGUGAAUUCCUUAACGUGAUGGGUGCUGAUGUAUUGGAGCGAGGCGACUUACGCCGCGGAAAAUUUGGCACUCUAGGCAUUGUAGAGUGGAUUUUGGACGCACGCGAACAUACCGGUUGGGACGAGAUAUGUGAGGACAUGAUUUCAGGAAAGCUGGAAACCUUGCGCGAUAAGCUCGCCGAGGCGUUAGUCCAGUUCGAAAGUGUUUCUUCGCACACUCCUACAUCAGACUUGCCUGCACAUUCUACAACCACGUCGGUCGGGCGUGAAUCAUCUCCGACUUAUCUGAAAGAUCUACACAAGUGCCACUUCGGAAACAGCAAAUCGAAGUGGAUGGACACUGUUAUGGUUAGUGACUUCUCGUCGUCAGAUGAAGUUCAAUCAUCAUCCCACCCUUCCAACAAGUUCCAACCCGAUGGUAGCCCCAUCAACCGCCUUCAAAUAGACUCGACCGCAUACACCAGUACAACCAGAUUGCCUGCUGCACAUCCAAUGGCAAGAAGUCCAACUCCUCCUUCGGAUGUCGAAUCAGACAAAGCACAACCUCAAGCCCCUGCACCAACACCAAACCAAACGAUCUCUAAAUGUCAACUCGCUGAAAUCCGAAAGUACAAUACACUCCACACGGCCAGAGGCGCAACUCAAUCAACUCCAGAAAGUCAAAUAAAACCCCCAAACACGAGCUGCGCAACUCAUAGACAACAACUUUUAAUCGAAGGACCACGGUACCCAACUGACAUGAAUCAAUCCAUAGCAUCAGGUGAUGUCAUGGUCUCCUUCCUUCGUCGAAAGAUCCUGUUUAAACAUAGCUCACAUAUCCAUUUCUUUGAUAGGUCAAACAAUUACCUCAUCCCACCAUUUCAGAACCUGUUCUCAACCGCGACCGCUUGCCAAAGGUUCUCUGUGGGUACACAAAAUCGACAUAUACCAAAGUAUAUCCGUCGAAAAGAACAACAUGCAGUCAGCUGA
Molecule: messenger RNA, 1725 nt
Organism: Melampsora larici-populina 98AG31
Lineage: Eukaryota; Fungi; Basidiomycota; Pucciniomycetes; Pucciniales; Melampsoraceae
Exons: 2
Coding region: 1-1725 (574 amino acids)
Source: RefSeq, a predicted model, not a curated record